Messenger RNA from Phymastichus coffea, 2158 nucleotides. Its product is annotated as esterase B1-like. Lineage: Eukaryota; Metazoa; Arthropoda; Insecta; Hymenoptera; Eulophidae. The transcript has 8 exons. Bases 45 to 1784 code for a protein of 579 amino acids. The record is from RefSeq and is a predicted model, not a curated record.
CUAUUCAUCGUCAAAGUACAAAGUGGCGAGCAUGAAAAAGCACGAUGUUGCUCGCGAUUUUUAACGUUAUUUUGCUGAUUCUCUCUUUUGGAAAUCUCGUAGUUUUUGCGUGUGUCGGUGAGCCAAUCGCAGAUACGUUGACUGGCAAAGUGCACGGCUCUAAAGCACAGGAUUCCGAGGGUGAUGAGUAUUGCUCGUUCAAGGGCAUCCCUUACGCCAAGCCACCUGUAGGAGACCUUCGAUUCAGAGAACCCCAGCCGGCGGAGCCAUGGACGGAAGUACGAGAAGCGAUGGUGUUCGGAGAGAACUGCCUUCAAUACGAUUUGCUCAGCCACCGAAUAAAGGGUAUCGAAGAUUGCCUCCACCUGAACGUCUACACAAAGAGUUUGCAACAGGGAGCUCGACGUCCGGUUAUGGUUUGGAUUCAUGGAGGCGCCUUCGUAUGCGGUUCUGGCGAUGACGAUAUAUACGGACCUGAAAAUUUCAUGCGAAAGGACAUCGUAUUGGUCACCCUCAAUUAUCGACUUGGAGUUUUCGGAUUUUUAAAUUACGACGAUGAGUCGGCAUCAGGCAAUCAAGGUUUGAAGGAUCAAGUGCUGGCUUUGCAAUGGGUUCGCGAUAACAUUGCUCAUUUUGGCGGGGAUCCUAAUAGCGUGACGAUAUUUGGCGAAAGUGCAGGCAGUGCAUCUGUGCAUUAUCUUGCUAUUUCUCCACUAGCAAGGGGUUUAUUCCACAGAGUUAUUUGUCAAAGUGGAAUGGUACAAAAUCCAUGGUCCUUUCUUUCGAAUCCAAAGAAAAUGGCGUUACGGUUGACGAAUAAUUUUAAUUAUACUGGAAAAGACCCAAAACAAGCAGUCCAGUUUUUGAGGACAGUCGAUGCUUUGAAAUUAGCUGAAGCCCAAGAAAAUUUACUGACACCCGAGGAAAAACUUCAAGCGAUAUUCCCGUUUGUACCGACUGUCGAUUUGAAAUCUAAAAAACCUUUUAUGCCAGUUCAUCCGGAAAUAUUAGCCGCUGAAGGCAUUCAAGUGCCUUCGAUUAUUGGUCACAACAGUCGAGAAGGCAUACUGUUCUAUCGAAAUAUAACGAAGAAUUACGAGAAAUUCAACAAGGAAUAUCAUCAAAUCGUUCAUCCAGAAGUAAAGAACAUUUUGAAAAACUAUGGGCUGACUCUCGAAGACAUAAAACACGUUUACUUCGAUAACGACUCAGUAACGAAGGAAAAUAUGGAUAACUUGGUUGAUUUAUUCGGAGAUUUAUACUUCGUCGAGGGCAUUAACAGAGCUCUGAAGAUUCAAAUUGAAAGAAGCUCGGCACCGACUUACUUUUACCAGUUUACUUACGACAAAACACUGUCGUUUAUAAAAAUGUGGGUCCAUACGCGAAUGAGCGGUGCAUCUCACGCUGACGAGCUAUUUUUCUUGUUCAGACCGCACUAUUUAGACAGUAAAAAUCCAUACCCGAAAAAAGAUUCAGACAAGUACAGGAUCACUCAACAAAUGAUUGAGUUAUGGACAAACUUCGCGGCAACAGGUUUACCAACACCGAAGUUAACAGAAGUAGUUCCUAUACUGUGGCAGCCUAUCCACAAUGGAACAGUCCUUCGCUAUUUGAAUAUAUGCGAAGAUUUGUGCAUGGAAGCUACAUUGAGCUUGGAGCAGAAGUAUUAUGUAAAAUUGUUACCUGCCGAACCGAGUAGCGGGAGAAUUAAUUACAACUCCUUGAGUUUGACCUCUUUUAUUUUCGUUAUUGUCAUGUUUAAUCAACUAAUUGACGGUUUUUGAAUUGAUUGUCCUACCUUUCUGGCGAAAUUUGUUACGUUCUUAGUAGUUAUAAUAAUAAUUUAUGCAAUCAUAAUUUUUGACUGUAACAGUAAUAACAGGUUUUUUUCAUAUUGACUUAGAAAAUAAAAUGAAAUAAAUGUUUCAAAUAAAUCACUCUAUACCUGUCUAAAACCAUUAUUCAGAAAUGUAUCAAAUAUGAUCAACUGAAUAUAGUGAAAUAAAAACAGAAAGAAUUACAGAAAUAUUCGUAUAUGUUAAUUGGAUACUAAGAAUCAAUUAUAAUUGAUUGUUUCGUAUGUGCUAUAAUUACGCUUUUGUAAAAUAUAGAGAAUAUGAAACGUGCUUUUAGUGGAAAUAAAUUUUACUGUUACAAU